GACUCGGGGAAACGGUCUUGGAGAAAUGACUUCUAAAAUCUGCCUUUUCUACAGAUCACAGCAGAACGAGUCUGCCUGCGCCAGCGGAAGAGCUGCCUGCAUGGAGCUGCAGACGCAGUCGGAUGUGGUGGAAUUCAUCAUCAACCACACCGACGUCCUCUUCUGCUCCAAAUCCAGAGCAGACAUUGCAGAUGCAGCAGGGCACAAUUCUCUCCCAGGGCCCAAGUCUGUGGGGGUCUCUUCUGCUGCCACAAAGCUGCUCAGCCUGGAGGAGGCACAGGCACAGAGGCGAGGCCACAGCAGCUCUCCCCCUGUGACAGAGAGCAGCCGGGACAUUGAAGUGGAAGAAAGCCCUGCAGCUGGGCAGGGCAAAUUCCACACCGUCAUCGACUUUCCAUCUGACAGGCAAAAUCCACCCAGCAAAACUGAGGAAUCACCAGCUAGCAGUUUGUGUUGCUGCUUCAGCCUCAGAAAGCCAUCCUCUGGCAGCAAAC
Messenger RNA from Phasianus colchicus (ring-necked pheasant), 494 nucleotides. Lineage: Eukaryota; Metazoa; Chordata; Aves; Galliformes; Phasianidae. The record is from RefSeq and is a predicted model, not a curated record.